Molecule: messenger RNA, 2238 nt
Organism: Propithecus coquereli (Coquerel's sifaka)
Lineage: Eukaryota; Metazoa; Chordata; Mammalia; Primates; Indriidae
Product: A disintegrin and metalloproteinase with thrombospondin motifs 17
Exons: 16
Coding region: 1-2238 (745 amino acids)
Biological process (GO): extracellular matrix organization; proteolysis
Cellular component (GO): extracellular matrix
Molecular function (GO): metalloendopeptidase activity
Source: RefSeq, a predicted model, not a curated record
AUGUGUGACGGCGCCCUGCUGCCUCCUCUCGUCCUGCCCUUGCUGCUGCUGCUGGUUUGGGGACUGGACCCGGGCGCAGCUGUCGGCGACGCGGCGGCCGACGUGGAGGUGGUGCUCCCGUGGCGGGUGCGCCCAGACGACGUGCACCUGCCACCGCUGCCCGGAGGUCCCGGACCCCGACGGCGGCGGCGCCCCCGCGCGCCCCCGGCAGCCCCGCGCACCCGGCCAGGAGAGCGCGCCCUGCUGCUGCACCUGCCGGCCUUCGGGCGCGACCUGUACCUGCAGCUGCGCCGCGACCUGCGCUUCCUGUCCCGAGGCUUUGAGGUGGAGGAGGCGGGCGCAGCCGGGCGACGCGGACGCCCCGCCGAUCUGUGCUUCUACUCGGGACGCGUGCUGGGCCACCCGGGCUCCCUCGUCUCGCUCAGCGCUUGCGGCGCCGCCGGCGGCCUGGUUGGCCUCAUCCAGCUUGGGCAGGAGCAGGUGCUAAUCCAGCCCCUGAACAGCUCCCAGGGCCCGUUCAGCGGACGCGAGCAUCUGAUCAGGCGCAAAUGGUCCCUGAAACGCAGCCCAUCUGCCGAGGCCCAGACACCUGGGCAGCUCUGCAAGGUCCUAACAGAAAAGAAGAAGCUGAGGAGGGGCAGGCUGUCGCGCGACUGGCGGGAGAGGAGGAACGCCAUCCAGCUCACCAAUGAGCACACGGUAGAGACCCUGGUGGUGGCCGACGCGGACAUGGUGCAGUACCACGGGGCGGAGGCUGCCCAGAGGUUCAUCCUCACCGUCAUGAACAUGGUAUACAAUAUGUUUCAGCACCAGAGCCUUGGAAUUAAAAUUAAUAUUCAAGUUACCAAGCUUGUCCUGCUACGUCAACGUCCCGCCAGGUUGUCCAUCGGGCAUCACGGUGAGCGGUCCCUGGAGAGCUUCUGCCACUGGCAGAACGAGGAAUAUGGCGGAGCACGGUACCUUGGCAACAACCAGGUUCCAGGUGGGAAGGAUGACACGCCCCCCGUGGAUGCUGCUGUGUUUGUGACCAGGACAGAUUUCUGCGUACACAAAGAUGAGCCGUGUGACACUGUCGGAAUUGCUUACUUAGGAGGUGUGUGCAGUGCUAAGAGGAAGUGUGUGCUCGCCGAAGACAAUGGUCUCAACUUGGCCUUUACCAUCGCUCAUGAGCUGGGCCACAACUUGGGCAUGAACCACGAUGACGACCACUCGUCCUGCGCCGGCAGGUCCCACAUCAUGUCGGGAGAGUGGGUGAAAGGCCGGAACCCCAGCGACCUCUCUUGGUCCUCCUGCAGUCGAGAUGACCUUGAAAACUUCCUCAAGUCAAAAGUCAGCACCUGCCUGCUGGUCACGGACCCCAGGAGCCAGCACACGGUGCGCCUUCCGCACAAGCUGCCGGGCAUGCACUACAGCGCCAACGAGCAGUGCCAGAUCCUGUUUGGCACCAACGCCACCUUCUGCAGAAACAUGGAGCAUCUGAUGUGCGCUGGGCUGUGGUGCCUGGUAGAAGGAGAUUCGUCCUGCAAGACCAAGCUGGACCCUCCUCUGGAUGGCACCGAGUGUGGGGCAGACAAGUGGUGCCGAGCAGGGGAUUGUGUGAGCAAGACGCCCAUCCCGGAGCACGUGGACGGAGACUGGAGCCCGUGGGGCGCCUGGAGCAUGUGCAGCCGAACGUGUGGGACGGGAGCCCGCUUCCGGCAGAGGAAAUGUGACAACCCCCCCCCUGGGCCUGGAGGCACACACUGCUUGGGGGCCAGUGUGGAGCAUGCAGUCUGCGAGAACCCGCCCUGCCCCAAGGGUCUGCCCAGCUUCCGGGACCAGCAGUGCCAGGCGCAUGACCGACUGAGCAGCAAGAAGAAGGGCCUGCUGACAGCGGUGGUGGUGGAAGAUAAGCCGUGUGAACUCUACUGCUCACCCCUCGGGAAGGAGUCUCCGCUGCUGGUGGCCGACAGGGUCCUGGAUGGCACACCCUGUGGGCCCUACGAGACUGACCUCUGUGUGCACGGCAGGUGCCAGAAAAUCGGCUGUGAUGGCAUCAUCGGGUCUGCGGCCAAGGAAGACCGGUGUGGAGUCUGCAGUGGGGACGGCAAGACCUGCCGCGUGGUAAAGGGAGACUUCAGCCACUCCCGGGGGACAGGUUACAUCGAAGCUGCUAUCAUUCCUGCUGGAGCUCGGAGGAUCCGUGUGGUGGAGGAUAAACCUGCUCACAGUUUUCUGGGUAAAACAAAAAUGAUUUAA